Molecule: messenger RNA, 1686 nt
Organism: Stylonychia lemnae
Lineage: Eukaryota; Ciliophora; Spirotrichea; Sporadotrichida; Oxytrichidae
Source: the annotation of a GenBank genome assembly
AUGAUCACAGGAUAUGAAGUUUUAGCUAAAGCUUUAGCCAAGUAAAAUAUUCAAUACUCUUUUGGUAUUGUUGGUAUUCCAAUCACAAACAUUGCUAUGGCAUUCCAAUCUGAAAGUAUCCAAUACUACGGAUUUAGAAAUGAAUAAGCUGCAGCUUAUUCAGCAGGUAUUGUGGGAUACAUUACCAAGAGACCAGGAGUAGUGUUAGCAGUGAGUGGACCAGGAAUGACUAAUUGCAUCAGUGCAAUGGCUAAUUCAAUGGUGAACAAAUGGCCAAUGAUUGUAAUUGGUGGGGCAUCAGAAACAAGUCUUGACGGAAAGGGUGCAUUUUAAGAAUUUGAUACCAUGGCUUGCUCAAAACCAGUUUCUAAGUACUCAGCUAGACCUGCUAGCAUCAACCAUAUUCCACUUGUAGUUGAGAGGGCAGUAAGGAUGUCAAUGUACGGAACUCCUGGACCAGUUUAUAUUGAGAUGCCUUCUGAUAUUAUUCAUGGCAAAGUUGAAGAGAGUAGCAUAUAAUACUUCCCCUUAGUUGAACUACUACCAUAACUUCAAUUGUCAGACUCUUAAGUCGGAGCUACUCUUAAUUUACUGAAAUCCGCUAAAAAUCCUUUAGUCAUUGUUGGUAAAGGUGUUGCAUACGGUCAAGCAGACUAAGAAAUGAGGGAUUUCAUCAAUAAAACUAAUCUACCAUUCUUGGCUACCCCAAUGGGCAAGGGAGUUGUUAAAGACUCUGAUUCUCAUUCUGUAGGAGGUGCUAGAACUUUUGUACUUCAAAAUGCUGAUGUUAUAUUCUUGUGUGGAGCAAGAUUGAAUUGGAUUCUUCAUUUUGGUGAAGCCCCAAGAUUCAAUAAAAACGUUAAGAUCAUCUAACUUGACAACGAUCCUCAUGAAUUCCAUACCAAUGUUAAGGCUGAGGUCGCACUAGUCGGUGAUGCUAAAGUCAUACUCAAUUAACUCAAUAAUGCUGUGAAGGAGUAAAUUCUUCCAGACACUUCAGAUUGGUGGAAAAAUCUCAAACAAAGAGUUGUAAAGAAUAAGGUUGACUCUGAGAAACUCCAAGCUGAUAGGACAAUUCCCAUGAACUAUUAUUCAGUCUUGAGAAUGGUAGAGGAUUCAAUUCACGCCCAGAAAGAUGACUAUAUAAUUGUUAGCGAGGGAAGUAACACCAUGGACAUUGGUAGAACAAUCUUGUCAAAUGACUCAGGGAGACAAAGACUUGAUGCCGGCACCUUUGGAACAAUGGGUGUUGGAUUUGGGUUUGCAAUUGCAGCACAUGCUAUUCAUCCAAAAAAGAAGAUUGUUAUGGUAGUUGGGGAUUCAGCAUUCGGCUUCAGUGGUAUGGAGGUUGAAACAGCAGCAAGAUACAACAUUCCAUUGAAGGUUAUUAUUGUUAACAAUAAUGGUAUCACUUACGGCCAAGAGGAGAUUGAUAAAACGAAUCCUCAAUAAAUUCCAGUUUUCGCUUUGAGUGUUGAAUCUAAAUAUGAAAUGAUCUCUUAAGCAUUUGGAGGAAAGGGAGCAAUGGUCAAGGAUCACAAAAAUCUUUAAGAAAGAUUAACUGAGAUGCUCAAUGAUAACAAUCUAUGGGUUCUUAAUGUUAUGAUCGAUCCAAACGCAGCAAGAAAGCCAUAAGAAUUUGCCUGGCUUACUGGAGAAAAAAAGAAGGAAGAGGCUAAGCUCUGA